Messenger RNA from Miniopterus natalensis, 2308 nucleotides. It is a transcript of the gene APOBEC4, whose product is annotated as apolipoprotein B mRNA editing enzyme catalytic polypeptide like 4. The record is from RefSeq and is a predicted model, not a curated record. NCBI's taxonomy places the organism in Eukaryota, Metazoa, Chordata, Mammalia, Chiroptera, Miniopteridae.
AUUUGAGACACAAGCACACUCAAAACCCUCUGCACGAUAUGUUAGACACUAUCAUAUUCAGAAAAGAGACAAAUGAAGAACAUUAUGCACAAAAUGCAAAACCCGUUUAUUCCUUUGGACACUCCUAAACAAGUGUCAUCCAGAUAACCCUAGGACUUGCACUGAUAUUACUAAGAGCUAAGUGUUUAUUGAGUCCUUACUUGUGUCAGGCAUGUAAUAAUGCAUCGUACAUUUAUUCUGUCAUUCAAUCCUCAAGACAAUCUUAUGAGGUAGGAACUAUUCUUAGCCUCAUUUUACAGACAAGGAAGCUGUGGCUCCCCAAUGUUAGAUAACUUGCCAAAAAUCACUAAGCUGGUAAGUGGCAGAGCCCUGAUUUGAAACAAGGCCGUCUGUUUCCAGGACUUUCACCAUUAACCCAUUUGCUCUACCGCCCCAGAAUCUAUGAAACAGGUACUGUGUGAUGCCUUUCUCUUUGGUCUCCUCCCCACUCCCUAGGAGUCCCAAUAAAGAUGCAUCCCGAGCUUUCUAAUCUAUAGAUAUAUGUCAUUAUCUCUUAGACCCGAAGAUGCUACCAUGGUUCUCACGCCCCCUGCUUUAAAGAAAAAUGAUUCAGUAAAUUCAUGCACUGCCUUUAGUUCCUCCCUCACUGGUUUUACGUGUAUUUUCCCUCCCUUGGUUAGGACUGCAGCUAGACGGCAGUAACACCAGCGAUGGAGCCGUUACACGAGGAGCACCUAGCCAACCGUGGAACAAUAGUGAAGCCUUAUUACUGGCUGAGCUUCUCUCUAGACUGCUCCGACUGUCCUUACCACAUUCGGACAGGUGAAGAAACAAGGGUUUCCUACUCAGAAUUCCAUCAGAUUUUUGGAUUCCCUUAUGGGCCAACAUGUCCUCAAACAAAACACCUCACGUUCUAUGAACUGAAAACUUCUACUGGGAGCCUGGUGCAAAAGGGUCACGCUAGCAGCUGCACGGCGAACACCACCCACCCGGAGUCAAUGCUAUUCGAGACCAACGGCUACCUUGACUGGGCCAUGUGCAAUAACAAGGGCAUCAGGCAUAUCAUCCUGUACUCCAGCAACUCCCCCUGCAAUGAAGCUGACCACUGCUGCAUCAGCAAAAUGUACAAUUUCCUGGUAGCUUACCCGGAUGUCACUCUGAGUAUCUACUUCUCUCAGCUCUAUCACACUGACCCUGAGUUUCCUGCCUCGGCGUGGAACCGCGAAGCUCUCCGGAGCCUGGCUAGUCUAUGGCCCAAGGUCACCUUGAGCCCAAUAAGUGGCGGGAUCUGGCAUUUUCUCCUCAACAACUUUGUGAGCGGCGUCUUGGGAUCGGCUGUUUUCCAGCCCAUCUUACCCGGGAGGGCGCUGGCCGACAGGCACAACGCGUGUGAAAUCAACGCCAUUACAGGGGUGGCGCCUUAUUUCACUGAUGUGCUUCCUCCGACAAAAGAGGGUCGGGACAUGAGCGCUCAGGCAGCUUUCGAGAGCUACCACUCCAGCAGUGCCUUUCCGGGACAGUCUCCUCAAACGACAAGCGGACAACCACAACCCAGCCUGGCACCAGACCUCAGGGUCCCUGUCGUCUUUGUGCUGGUGCCUUUCAGAGACCUACCGCCAAUCCGAGUGGGUCAAAACCCAUAUAAACCCAGGAACAUUGUGAGGCACUUAAAUAUGCCUCAGAUGUCACUCCAGGAAAGCAAGGACCUCCGAAGGCCUCCGCUCACAGUGCCGGUGGGGACAGUGGAGAUCACAGAACAGUCCCUAAGUAGCGACAAGACAGAUGAAAGAAAGAGGAAAAAGAAAGGGAAGAAAUAAAAUCUGCAUUCCUACAACAUAAGACCAAACAGCUACCAGAGGACUGGUAAGAUAGCCAACAAAAAUCUGGAAACUUUCUCUCCUGGGUAUGACCCAAGAUGGAGAUAAAAUGAUAGACUAAAGGCAAAACCUGAAUUAUUCACCAUCUCAACUAUUAUAAAGCUACACUAUUUUAAACAUAAUCCAAAAUGUUUUCCAUAAGCAACUUAAUAUCUUUCCUUUAUUUUGAAAAUGACAGUGUCAAAGUGGAGCCAUCAGUACCUUGCUCAUAUUUUGGUGUAAAAAAGAAAAUGUCAUUAUUCCAGUCUCCCCAUAUCAUCUUUCCACUAAAAAAGCUGAUGGACUAAAUAGCUUCCUAAACUGGUUUUAGUAUAAAAAUUUACUAUAAAAUUGGGAAACAGCCUGAAUUUACUGGCAUUCAGGGCUGUUUGCAAAAGCAAACCAGUGAAUUUCCAUUAAUUGUUCAUUGUGGACAGAAGAUUUUAGGCAGC